UCGUUGUCAUCAACGUAAUUAAGAUAUACAAGGAUUUUCUUUGGCUAGAGGGUAGACGCUUUUUACUUUAUUAAUAUUAGUUGACGUGUUAACUAUGUUUGUGUUAUAAUUGAAAUAUAAAAUGGGGAAAGUGAGUGAUGAAAGUAGUUACAUACCUUUUAUAAGGCAGUGUUUCCUGACUGCUAGCGUUGCGUUAAACAUUGUAGCGCACGGUGGCGUUAUCGGUUUCUCUGCUAUUUUGAUACCAGCUCUGCGUCUGCCUGGAUCUCAUAUAAAGGCCACGCCAAGCCAAGAAUCAUGGAUUGCAUCAAUCAUCGGAUUUGCGUUGAUAACGGGCAAUUUCAUCAUCACGCCUCUGAUGGACACCCUCGGUCGAAAGAAAUCUCAUCUCCUCACCAUCUUGCCCAUUUUGACAGGGUGGUUCAUUCUUCUAAUGGCAGACAGUGUGUCCGGUCUCAUAAUAGCAAGAUUCCUCCAAGGUAUCGCCAUGGGCAUGCUUGGACCACUUGGAUCUAUAAUAAUUGGUGAAAUGACGGACCCAAGGAACCGUGGUGCAUUCUUAACUAGUGUUUCCCUAUCACUCACAAUUGGUGUUAUGUUUGCCCACAGCCUAGGGACAUACUUUAGCUGGCAACAAAGUGCUUUAAUAUGUUCUUUCAUCACAUUCACUAGCUUACUUCUCAUUAUAUACAACCCCGAAUCCCCGUCCUGGUUAAUUUCCAAAGGAAGAUACGAAGAGGGUGAAGAAAUUUUCUUUUGGUUGCGAGGAAGGAAUGCCGAGCAAGAGGCUGAAUUAGAAAACAUGAUAGCCGCACAGAAAUCUUUACGUAAGUCCAGUAUUAUAGGACAGGAUAUAUCAAGAAAAGAGCGUGUCAAAGGAUUUUUCAUCUAUUUAAAGGAUACUUCUAGAAAACCUGAAUUUUAUAAACCUAUCAUUAUUAUGUUCUUUAUGUACACCAUGUUUCAAUUUGCCGGCAUUAAUGUUAUUAGUUCAUAUGCAAUGGAUAUUAUCCAUCAAGUUGUUGGACCAGAAGCGAACGCUAAAGUAUUAAUGGUCGCUUUGGAUAUUGAAAGACUGAUCUGUAAUAUAUUGGCUGUAUUUUUAAUGAAGACUAUGAGAAGACGUACAUUAUUAUUCAGUAGUUCAGCGAUAUGUGUGAUAGCGUAUCUAGGAAAAAGUUAUUAUGUUUAUGCAAGGAUGAACAACUUGUUGCCUUUCGAAAGUCAAUGGAUACCAAUCGGACUUAUAGGAUUAUACAUGUUUUCAUUGACAAUUGGUAUAUCAUCGAUUCCAUUUGCAAUUUCUGGGGAGAUUUUUCCAUUAGAAUACCGUGGAUUUGGAGGAGGUAUUAGUGUUUUAGCCUUAUCAUUCAACUUCUUCGUCGCAGUAAAGUGUUUCCCAGUUCUAACGUCAGCUGUUGGUUUAUCGGUAACUUAUUUAAUGUACACAGGAGUAGUUAUAAGCUGUCUAUCAGUUUUAUAUUUCAUGCUGCCAGAAACAAAGGAUAGAUCUUUGCAAGAAAUCGAGGAUGGUUUUAGAGGUAUAACGUCAGCAGAUCGAAAAUGUAUAGAGCCAUUAAAUAGUGUUCAAAAUAAUGAAAUGCGUAGGUGCAGUUCGCAUAUACUAUAUUAGUUUUAAAAUUGUGAUAUGUACU
Zerene cesonia (dogface butterfly) is the source of this 1655-nucleotide messenger RNA. RefSeq names its product facilitated trehalose transporter Tret1-like. Bases 122 to 1633 code for a protein of 503 amino acids. Gene Ontology annotation, biological process: transmembrane transport. Gene Ontology annotation, molecular function: transmembrane transporter activity. The transcript has 3 exons. Lineage: Eukaryota; Metazoa; Arthropoda; Insecta; Lepidoptera; Pieridae. The record is from RefSeq and is a predicted model, not a curated record. Gene Ontology annotation, cellular component: membrane.